AUGUCCCCAGAGCUCUUUGAUACACAGAGCAGUACACCGGUCCAGACCACCUCCUGCCUCUCACCUGUCCACUCACAUCACCAUCACCGGCCACAGCACCGGCUGACACUCGUGAUUAAAGAUUGGGUUGAUCAGAUGCAGAAAGAGCUCGUCAUCCUGGCAGACACGGCCACAGCUGGGAGGAGCCUCACACAGAUUUUUCUGAGAAACCAGCACCUGUACUCUGUGGAGCAAAAUGACGCAGAGGAGCUGGUGGCCAGAGCAGCCAGGAACAUUGAGCAGCUGCUGCGGAAGAGGUCUGCUGCCUUGAAGAAACUGGCCGCGGCUGCUGAGCAAUUCCAGGUGGAUCAUACGUGGAAAGACGAGUUCGAGGAUGAAGAAAUCUCCUACUACAACUCAAAGGACAAUCUGGAUGCAAAUGAGACGGAGGGAAAAAAAUACCGGAUUCGACCAGACUUUAAAGAGGACCCGUCAUUUAGGCGUUUGACUGAUCACAACCACACGGCUGUCCACAUCCCCACCGACAUCUAUGAUGGAUCCACCAUUGUGCUGAAUGAGCUGAACUGGACGGAGGCACUGGAGGAGGUGUUUAGAAAGAACAGAGAAGAUGACCCAACUCUUCUCUGGCAGGUGUUUGGUAGUGCUACAGGCCUGGCUCGCUACUACCCAGCCUCUCCGUGGAUGGAUGCUCGUAAAACCCCCGGUAAAAUUGAUCUGUAUGACGUCCGCAGGAGGCCAUGGUACAUCCAAGGAGCCGCCUCCCCCAAAGACAUGCUAAUCCUCGUCGAUGCGAGCGGUAGUGUGUCUGGCUUGACUCUCAAACUGAUCAGGACCUCGGUCGGUGAGAUGCUGGAGACUCUGUCUGAUGACGACUAUGUCAAUGUCGUUUAUUUUAACACCAGGGUGAAGAAGACGGCGUGUUUCGAUCACCUGGUUCAGGCCAACGUGAGGAACAAGAAGCUGCUGAAGGACGCCGUGCAGAACAUCACAGCUAAAGGAAUAACAAACUACACAAAAGGCUUUGAGUUUGCUUUUGAGCAGCUCUCUGUGAAAAAUGUGACCAGAGCAAACUGCAACAAGAUCAUCAUGCUGUUUACUGAUGGAGGAGAGGAAAGAGCUCAGGCCAUACUGGAGAAAUACAAUGCUGACAAAAAGGUGAGGAUCUUCACCUUCUCUGUCGGACAACACAACUAUGACAAAGGACCCAUUCAGUGGAUGGCUUGUUCCAACAAAGGUUACUUCUAUGAGAUUCCAUCCAUUGGAGCCAUCAGAAUAAACACGCAGGAGUACCUGGAUGUCCUGGGGCGACCCAUGGUUCUGGCAGACAAGCAGGCCAAACAGAUCCAAUGGACUAAUGUGUACCUUGAUGCUCUGGAACUGGGUCUGGUCAUCACAGGGACACUCCCUGUCUUCAAUAGAACCAUGACCGUUGAUGAAAGGAAUGGCGAGCACCAGAACCAAUUGAUUCUUGGUGUGAUGGGGAUCGACGUGUCUCUGGAUGACAUCAAGAAACUCACGCCACGCUUCACUAUUGGUCCAAAUGGAUACUACUUUGCCAUUGACCCCAAUGGAUAUGUCCUGCUGCACCCAAAUCUCCAGCCAAAGAAUCCUAAAUUCCAGGAACCUGUAACUCUUGACUUCCUGGAUGCAGAGCUCGAAAAUGACAUCAAAGUGGAGAUCAGGACAAUGAUGAUCGACGGGGAGACCGGCGAGCGCACCAUUCAUACUCUGGUGAAAACUCAGGAUGAGAGAUACAUAGAUAGAGGAAUCAGGACCUACACAUGGGGACCAGUCAAUGGAACAGAUUACAGCCUGGCUCUCGCUCUGCCUAAAUACAGUGAACAUUUCAUCCAAGCUAAACUGGGGGAUGACAUGAAACAAGCUAUGUCUAUGGAGACGAUGCAGCUGGAAAGGUUUGAUGAAUUUGGUCACACCUACAUCGCUCCGAGGGAGUACUGCAAAGAGCUGAAGUUGUCACUCAACAACACCCAGUUUCUCCUCGACUUCAACCAGUACAUCGAUAGAACCACUCCAGAUGCAUGUAACGUGUCCCUUGUGAGUCGGCUGAUCCUGGACGCAGGUCUGACGGCUGAACUGGUUAAACUUUGGAAUGAGCAGAGUGUGGAUGGGAUUGUCGCCAGGUUUGUAGCAACAGAUGGAGGAAUCACGCGAGUCUACCCGCAAAGCGCUGCGGAAGAGUGGAGCGAAAAUCCUGAGACAUACGAGUCCAGUUUCUACAAAAGGACACUGGACAAUGAAAUUUAUAUUUUCACAGCUCCAUCUUUCAACACAGAGGGAAGAGAGCCUGUUUCUGAGCCAUGUAUUCUCGUGAGCAAAGCAGUGGACCUCACCAUUGACAAAGUCACACUCAAACCAGCAGUAGUAGGAGUGAAACUCAAUGUCUCGUUCUGGAUGAACACUUUCAUAAAUGCCACUCUGAAACUGAAUUGCAAGGAUGAAAUCUGUGGCUGUCUGAAGAAUGACAAGCAUGUAGACUGUGUGAUCCUGGACGAUGGAGGAUUUCUUCUCAUGUCCAAUCAGGAUGAGUACAUCUCUCUGAUAGGUCAGUUCUUUGGCGAAGUGGACCCAGUGCUGAUGAUCAACCUGGUCAACACUUCCCUUUACUCCUUUAACAAGACCUAUGACUACCAGUCCGUCUGCGACCCAGAGAAAGACAGCAAGGCUGCAGCAGGACCCCGCUCCGUCUAUGUGCCUACCAUUGCAGACUUGCUCAGUAUCGGCUGGUGGGCCUCCACUGCUGCCUGGUCGAUACUCCAGCAGCUCAUCUAUGGGCUGAUUUUCCCCAACCUUCUGGAAGCAGUGGAGUCAGCAGAUGAUGACAUACCAGACACCAUGUUUAAGGAAAGCUGUAUCACGGAGCAAACCCAGUACUUUUUUGACAAUGAUGAAAGAUCCUACUCAGGCGUCCUGGACUGUGGAAACUGUUCCAGGAUGUAUCGUGCCGAGAAGCUGCCAAACACCAACCUGGUGUUCCUGAUCACUGACGCCAAGGCGACAUGUUUGUCCUGUGACCCCAGGCCGCUACGACAGGCUGAACAACCCUCCGAAGGUCCAGAUCCAUGCGAGCUGGCUCAGAACCCGAGAUACCGCAAAGGGCCAGAUGCGUGUUUUGACAACAAUGAAAAUGAGGAUGAUUCUGAUUGCGGAGGAGGGACCUGCCUAAGCCCGUGUCUCUGGCCAAUGCUCGGGCUCCAACUGCUGCUUCUGUGGCUCUUCACGUCUUUACGACACUCAUGACCCCUACACACAUACACACACACACAUUGAUCAAGAUCUCAUUUCACAAGAGGACACUCCACUCACGUCAUCCAGGAUAUAUGCAGACAGAACUUUCUUUUCGUCCUUUUUUUGACAACCAAAAAAAGCAUUUCCAUUUGACAAUGCCAAAGGGUGCUCAUUCAUUUCCUCCUCAUUGUUUUCAAAAACAGAGACACAUCUACUGUGCUCAGCUGCACUCAUGUCCAUGAUAUAUUCCUUAAUACUCUCCUAUGGUGCAAGAGUAAGAGCUAACCAAACCCUUUAAUUCUGCCUCAUUAGUUUCUCUUGAUUUAUUUGGUGGAGGGUGAAGUGUUGUCCCACUAUGCCAACUAAAUACCAUUCAAAGACUGUAUGUUCACUGACAGCGUUGAUUUGUGUAGUUGUCAGUAUUGUUUGUUGCUUAUUAUAUCUACUGCGUAUGAAUCCUUAUGCUGUAAUGAUCAUUUAUUUCAACAAACCUGUGCAAUGACAGUAUGAAGAAUAUCCCUUUUUGUUUGAGUGUUUUUUGAAAUGUACUGUACCUACCUAUUUAUGUAUUUUCAUUUUGUUUUGUUUUCCAACAAUCAAGCAUUUUGUGACUAUAGCUAAGUGUUGUAUUGUAGCAGCAUGCGCUCAGUACAGAGCUAAAGACAACACCGGUACUCUGACACCAAAGCUCCACAAGGACCACAGAUAAACACAAACAUACUACAGAGAAUCUGCAGGCCAGUCUAUUUUAAGGGAUUACUCAGAUGUAGGUGUAUGCCAGUAUUCAAGUUUGAUUGUUAGAUAGAUGGAUAGAUAGAUAGAUAGACAGAUAGAUAGAUAGAUAGAUAGAUACCUAUCGCCCAUGUGAAUUGAGAUCUAUUAGGAAAUCACAAUUUCACGUGUGUUCGUUCUUGGUCUGACAGUUUUGGUUGUCUCCGAUUUGAUGCAUCAGAUUCCCAGUGCCUAAACAGUAACCCAAGAAGUAUUUUUGUUUGAAUGAAGCAAUGCAUCAGAGAUGUAUUCUUAUCAUGAUAUGCUUCUAUGCUAAUGCUUGCUGCAGUAUAGCAGAGUGUAGCUCUUAGAGUUAGACAUUGUGAAAUGGGUCCAAUCUGCUUCAGUUAUUCCAAUGUCAGUAGGAACAGUAGGAACAAUCAGUGAUAGUGAUUAUGUAAGAGGAAGGUCAUUUUCCCUCCACCCUCAAAACAAACCUAAACCAGACCUGAGCUCGCGUUCCAUAACUUCUUCUUUAUUAGUCCUGUUUCAGUUCCCUUUCAGGAUCACCAGACUCAGGAGCCAAGAUGACUUGUGAAUGAGAUCAGCAUAUCAAAACGACUGUUUCUUUCUUUUCCUCUCCUCCCUCUCCUCCUUAUGCUUGUUUCUUCUUUGUGUUGCUCUAUAAGUGCUGUGAAGCAGAUGCUGAAGUGCUCAGUGUCGAAACGCUGCAAUGUCAUGGGAUGAGCUUGUUCUGUGUUUGAACGCUGUCUAUGCCCACGUCAGCAUCAGGGCGUGCUGGAGAGAACUUUUAACAACACACUACUGCCUGUAGUAAUUCUGCAUAGCCUUACUUCACCACGAGUCACAAAGAUCACAAACAAGUGUUUUAGUUGUUAGUUUUUUUUUUUUAAUUUUACACAUUAAAGUUGAGUUCUCUCCACCUCGCCUUCAUGGUGACCUGCUGGUAUGGAGUGGUCAGGUUAUGCCUGUCUAUCAAAGUCGCGUGUUGACUUGUGUUUUUCCCCGGGGAUCCCGUGUCUAUGUGCAGGCAUGUGUGUGUCCCUCCGAUAUCUGAUUGUGCUUUAAUACUGUACAUGAAUUACUCUUUUGUGGAACUUGACUAGCCUGAAUAAAUUUUGUAUACAUUUGUACACUAAUACUAUUUACUGUAUAAAAGAUA
Messenger RNA from Paralichthys olivaceus (Japanese flounder), 5140 nucleotides. NCBI's taxonomy places the organism in Eukaryota, Metazoa, Chordata, Actinopteri, Pleuronectiformes, Paralichthyidae. The record is from RefSeq and is a predicted model, not a curated record.